Prunus dulcis (almond) is the source of this 1339-nucleotide messenger RNA. RefSeq names its product GRF1-interacting factor 3. Bases 193 to 837 code for a protein of 214 amino acids. Gene Ontology annotation, biological process: leaf development; cell population proliferation; positive regulation of transcription by RNA polymerase II. Gene Ontology annotation, cellular component: nucleus. Gene Ontology annotation, molecular function: transcription coactivator activity. The transcript has 5 exons. The record is from RefSeq and is a predicted model, not a curated record. Lineage: Eukaryota; Viridiplantae; Streptophyta; Magnoliopsida; Rosales; Rosaceae.
UUUCCUUUUUUGUUUUUGUUUUUGUUGGUGGCUUUUGUCUUUAAAAGUCCAGAAACCUCGUCGUCAUCCAAAAAGAUCCGUAGUUCCCCUAAAUCCGCUUUCAAAAAUCUCUGUUCCCACCUCCUACACUCACCACCUACUAAAAAAGGGUUAGGGUUUGUGCUCUGAAAGUACAAAGAAAGGGGGAAAAAGAUGCAGCAGCCACAGCAAAUGAUCCCUGUGAUGCCUACUUCAUUUCCACCCACUAACAUCACCACCGAGCAAAUUCAGAAGUACCUUGACGAGAACAAAAAAUUGAUUCUGGCAAUAUUGGAUAAUCAAAACCUUGGAAAACUUGCUGAGUGUGCCCAGUACCAAGCUCAGCUUCAAAAGAAUCUGAUGUAUUUAGCAGCUAUUGCUGAUGCACAACCACAGGCACCAACGGUGCCUGCUCAGAUGGCCCCACAUCCUGCUAUGCAACAAGCAGGAUAUUACAUGCAACAUCCUCAGGCAGCAGCAAUGGCUCAGCAACAGGGUAUUUUCCCUCCAAAGAUGCCAUUGCAGUUCAAUAACCCGCACCAAAUGCAUGAUGCAGCACAGCAGCUACACCAGCAGCACCAACAAGCCAUGCAAGGGCAAAUGGGAAUGAGAGCUGGAGGGGCCAAUGGCAUGCCUUCCAUGCAUCAUACUGAAGCCACACUUGGUGGUGGUAGUGGUGGCCCAACUUCAGGUGGAGGGGGUCCAAACGAUGGGCGUGGAGGAAGCAAGCAAGACAACUCAGAGGCUGGGACAGGUGGUGAUGGCCAGGGGAGCUCAGCCGGCGGGCAUGGCAAUGGUGAUGGGGAAGAUGGAAAGUGACUUGGUCUUACGGAUGAUUCCACAUGGAAACAUGUGCCUGUUGAUAGUAGGUGUUUUCCUAAAGUAGCUGCUUUGCUCAGUGAUCUUUGACAGAUUGCAAACAGCAGCGAAAGUUCUCUGUAGUCUUUAAAGUGAUUAGGUAGGUGAGUUGUGUUGUAAGUUCCUUUGCAUGGAAUGGAUCCUGGCAUCAGAUGAAACAAGUGGUGAAAGAAAAGACAGACUUGGUUCUAAGGGCCCGUAGAGAUGGAAACAUGUGUUGUGUACUUGGAUGUCUGUCAAUUUGUAACUCAUAAAUGCAUGCAGCAUGCGCCACAAAUUCUGAUCCUAUUACAAGUUUUGCUGGUAGUUUGUUUUCCUGUUGGUAUGUGUAUGAACUCUACUUAGCAAUUUGUAACUCAUAGAUGGCCGUUGAAGGUUUUUUAUCGUCUCGCGGGUUUGUCAACUGGGCGUUCUCAUUUGCAAUGCUCAAAAGGAUCAAUUAGAAUGCAAUUUUCAAGUUUUA